AUGGCUGAAUUGCAAGCUGUUUUGUUAUGUGGUGGUACGGGUAGUCGUAUGACAGAAUUGUGCGAUACGAUGUUCAAAUUCCUGUUGCCUAUAGCAGAUGUGCCUAUGUUUUGGUAUCCAUUGAAUACCUUAGUGAACUCGGGACUGAAA
Molecule: messenger RNA, 150 nt
Organism: Strongylus vulgaris
Lineage: Eukaryota; Metazoa; Nematoda; Chromadorea; Rhabditida; Strongylidae
Source: the annotation of a GenBank genome assembly